CCGCCUCACGCUUGACCCUUGUCUUAAAUCUUCACCCUUCAACUCCGUUUCCUGCUUUACCUUCUUGUCUACUCUACAUCAUCUUCUUUUCUCAUGGACUCAAGAACUCCUCCUCGAGGGCUACCUCGCAUGACUGGAUUUAGCAGAGUCUAUCGAACCAACCUAAGACCUGUGGUCCUUGCUGUUGCCGGCUUGAGUGCGCUUUGGUCGCUCUUUGCUGGCAUUGGCUAUUUCCGCAGCAUCAAUACCGACAAGCAACAGGGCGUCCCGAAGCUGGGGACAUUUGCCCUUAUUGGGGGAGCGAUCUAUAUGGUUUUAUUCGUUAUGGAGGCUUUCGGUGUAUUCGCGGCUGCGGUGCAACGGCUGGCCCUGGCUCGGAUUUACGCCCUUCUCUCCCUCGCGAUUGUUGCCCUGACAGCUGGCGUUGGGAUCUUCCAAAUCGUGAUUCACUUUACAUCUAAAUCGGACAUCUUGAAGGAGUGCACCAGCCUUAACACCGGAGAUGGUUUCGUUGUCUAUCCCUUUGGCUUCUUCGGGCCAUCGAGACACGACACUCUCAGUGCAGCCGAUGCUGCGGAUUGGUGCAACAAUGAGUACGAGCGCAAUUCAUGGCAGGAUAUUGUUUCCGUUCUGGUUCUGAUCGGCCUGACAAGUUUCUUCGCUAUGCUCGCCUGGGGCUUCUAUCACCAGCUCCAAGACCCUACCAGCGUGCUCAACUUCUCUCGGGCGCCCUCAAACCAGGUCCGGGUCAACUUCCCCACGCAUUACAACCCGCCGUACAACGCAUCAGUCCCUAAUCUCGGAUAUUCGUACAACCCUGGUCAGGCAACUUAUGCGCCUCCUCCUGGACCGCCCCCUCCUCCGGCAAUUCCUACCGAUACCAAGCCCCCGGGGUACCUGGAGGCAGGUGACAGUAAGGAGAAUCCCUUUGCCGAUUUUGAUGAGGUGGAACACGACGUGACCAGUCGGCCGGCCCCUGGUGGACGAGACAAGUUCCAAGUAUAACUUUGAUCACGAUGUGGAUGGACCAAUUCAGUUGUAUUAUGCUACUCUGAUGUAUUGUAUGCUACAUUUACAUACCUACUUACUUACGAACUUGUUCAUGGAUGUUUCAUCAGUUCGUGAGAAUUCUUUCGGAGAGGAGCUGCGCGAAUUUCCCAAAACGGCAAGGCGCGUCGCUGGCAUUACCCUUUCCUUCAGACCAUCACCGGCCGCUCUUUCGUUUUAUCGUACUAAAAUGCCUCCAUCGUCACCGCCGUCGACGGCAGCUUCGAAGAUGCAAGUGGCUGGGGUAGUCAGUUUCUAUCUCGUCGCAGCCCUCGCGAUGGUCAUGGCCAACAAAUGGGUGCUGAACGAAACACCAGCCCCGCUGUUCUUCCUGGCGACCCAGAUGUCUAUCGCGGUCGUCCUUUUCCUCAUCACAGACUCGCUGCGCAUGCUUCCGGACCGACUGGUGUUCGAGACGAAGCACUGCAAAGGGCUCGUCGCCAUGGUCGGCUUGAACGUUAUCGGACUGAGCUUCAGCAAUUAUACUUUGAAAUACGUCGACGCGUCUUUCUACCAAGUCGCGCGGGGCCUGGUUCUGCCGUUCACCGUCUGUGUUUCCGGCGUCGUGCUGCACACGCGGCCCUCGCUCCGCAUCCUUGCCUCGUGCGCUAUCGUGACUGCCGGGUUCUUCUGUGGUGUCCUGCUUGACGGAACGUCCGUGUCCAUGAUCGGUAUCGGGUUCGGCGUCGCUAGUUCGACAAUCACGGCGACGCACUCGGUUGUGAUCAAGCAGAGCCUCAAGCUCGUCAACGACAGCACUAUCUUGCUUUCGUGGUACACGAACCUUCUCAGUGUGUUCGUUAUGGCCCCUAUCAUUGUCCUCGUGGAAGGGAGCAGAGUGAUGAAGCUGCUGUUCGAGCCCCAGGCUCCGUCUACCGUCGGCGGCAUGACCCCCUUGAGGACAUUCGUCAUUGGAUCUCUCUUGACCGGCACCGUCGGCUUCAUGAUGAGUCUCGCCAGUCUGUUAUCAAUCAAGGUCACUUCGCCGAUCACGCAUAUGGUUUCCUCUGCCGUGCGCGGCGUCGCUGCGUCCCUUCUCGGUGUCUGGCUUUUCCACGACAUCAUCACGACCGGGCGAGCUACAUCCAUCGCCACGAUUCUCGGGGGAUCGCUUUUGUACACGUGGUUCAAGCACCAGGAAACGGAGGCUGCGAAACAGGGCUACGACCGCGUCCCUAUGUCGGAUCUGGAGAGCGGGAAGGGUGGCGGGAAACAGCCACCGGAGUAAACUAGACAGCCGUUGGUUCUGGACGUUGUGUUACUGUUAUCGCUGGCUUUUAUGUAGAAAAUACUGGCACCGGACGCAUGCCAUCUAAUCCAUGUUCGUACUUAGACUUGUUGUACUGGGCAUACCGAGCGGCUGCGCCGGCAGGAUCUCAGCAAACCUCGUUAUAAUGGAGAAUCAGCAGUCGGUUCGUUCGUUCCA
Molecule: messenger RNA, 2473 nt
Organism: Mycena citricolor
Lineage: Eukaryota; Fungi; Basidiomycota; Agaricomycetes; Agaricales; Mycenaceae
Source: the annotation of a GenBank genome assembly